Molecule: messenger RNA, 2696 nt
Organism: Spinacia oleracea (spinach)
Lineage: Eukaryota; Viridiplantae; Streptophyta; Magnoliopsida; Caryophyllales; Amaranthaceae
Product: plastidic ATP/ADP-transporter
Exons: 5
Coding region: 456-2348 (630 amino acids)
Biological process (GO): nucleotide transport
Cellular component (GO): membrane
Molecular function (GO): ATP:ADP antiporter activity
Source: RefSeq, a predicted model, not a curated record
CAUUAUUAGUGAAAAAAAUUAUGAAACCUUUCUAAAUCAAUCAGACUGACAAUUCUGCAAAGAUUUUUCUGCUGCUGCCCUCAUAAAUCUGUCAUAUCUUUGUCCUAUGUUUCUAAUUUCAAUUUUCCUACAUUUCUAAAAACCCAAUUUUCAGCUGAGGGUUUUGCCUUGUCCAUUUCAUUUCCAUUUUCCCCACUAUAAAGUUUCCCAAUUUAAUUCACCAACCCCAUAUUCUUUCUGAGAAGGCUUUCAAAAUCUUCUCAGCCACCUUAUCACCCUAUCUCUUCAAAAACCAAAAUAAUCUUUUUUCUUCAUUUUUACAGAGUUUCUUUGAAUUUUUUUUAUCUAGGUUUCUCUUCAUUCGAGUUGGGUUUUUUUUUAACUAAAAAUUCAGUUUUUUUGCAAUUUUUCAAGUGAUUUUGUAGAGUAAGAAAAGGGGUAGGGAGAGAGAGGAAAUGGAGGCUGUUCUACAAACAAAGGGCCUUCUAUCUCUACCUUCGAACCCCAAAUUAAGGGUAUUAAGAUCACCACAGAGUAGUCUAAUUAGACAAAGAAUUAACACCCCAAAUGCCCUUAAACCUAAUCCCCUUCAAGGAUUUUCAAUUUCCUCAAAUGGGUACCAAAAAUUUCAUGGGGUUGUGUCAAAUUCAAAAGGGUUUGGCCAGAAUUUGAGGAAUUUUCCGAUUUGCAAGGCCGAGGCUGCCGCUGCCGCUAAUGGUGGUGAUGUGCAGCCCUCAUAUGGUGGUGAGGCUGCAGCCCCAAAGUUUCUGGGCAUAGAAUUAGCCACCUAUAAGAAGAUUAUCCCACUUGGGUUAAUGUUCUUUUGUAUCCUAUUUAAUUACACAAUUUUGAGGGAUACAAAGGAUGUGUUGGUUGUAACAGCAAAAGGGUCUAGUGCUGAGAUUAUCCCGUUUCUGAAAACUUGGGUCAAUUUGCCUAUGGCAAUUGGUUUUAUGGUGUUGUACACUAAAUUGGCUGAUGUUUUGCCUAGGAAGGCACUGUUUUAUACAGUGAUGCUUCCUUUCAUUGCUUUCUUUGGGGCUUUUGGGUUUGUUUUGUACCCUAUGAGCAAUUAUUUCCACCCUACAGCACUUGCUGAUAAGCUUCUUGGCGUGCUCGGACCGAGGUUUCUCGGUCCACUUGCUAUUCUGAGGAUCUGGAGUUUCUGUUUGUUUUAUGUCAUGGCUGAGCUUUGGGGGAGUGUGGUCGUUUCUGUGCUCUUUUGGGGGUUUGCCAAUCAGAUCACUACAAUCGAUGAAGCUAAGAGAUUUUAUCCUCUGUUUGGGCUAGGAGCUAAUGUCGCCCUCAUUUUCUCUGGACGAACAGUGAAAUAUUUCUCUAAACUCAGGCAAAACUUGGGGCCUGGUGUUGAUGGUUGGGCUGUCUCUCUUAAGGGAAUGAUGAGCAUUGUGGUAAUGAUGGGCCUUGCUAUUUGUGGUAUUUACUGGUGGGUGAAUACAUAUGUACCGCUUCCUGCCCGCAGCCAGAAGAAGAAGGAGAAGGUCAAAAUGGGAACAAUGGAGAGCCUAAAAUUCUUGGUGUCGCAAAAGUACAUUAGGGAUCUUGCUACCGUUGUCGUUGCUUAUGGUAUCAGUAUUAACCUUGUUGAAGUUACAUGGAAGUCAAAGCUUAAAGCUCAGUUCCCAAGCCCAAAUGAAUAUUCUGCUUUCAUGGGUGAUUUCUCAACGGCAACUGGGAUAAUGACCUUCGCUAUGAUGCUUGCUAGCCAGUUCAUAUUUGACAAGUUUGGUUGGGGAGUUGCUGCCGCCAUUACACCAACAGUUCUUCUUGUAACAGGAGUUGGUUUCUUCUCAUUGAUAUUGUUUGGUGGUUCACUUGCACCAGUAAUUGGAUCAUUGGGGUUGACUCCACUUCUAGCAGCAGUUUAUGUAGGUGCAUUGCAAAAUAUUUUCAGCAAGAGUGCGAAGUACAGUUUGUUUGAUCCUUGCAAAGAAAUGGCCUACAUUCCAUUGGACGAGGACACUAAGGUUAAAGGAAAGGCAGCAAUCGAUGUUGUUUGCAACCCACUUGGAAAAUCAGGAGGAGCUCUAAUCCAGCAGUUCAUGAUUCUAACCUUCGGAUCACUAGCCAACUCAACUCCUUACCUCGGAGGAAUCCUGUUAGUGAUUGUAACCGCGUGGCUAGGAGCUGCCAGGUCAUUGGACAAACAGUUCACCGCGUUGCGCAAGGAAGAAGACCUUGAAAAAGAGAUGGAGAGAGCUUCUGUAAAGAUCCCAAUUGUGUCUGAGAACAGCGGCGAAAACGGUUCAAUCAACACCGGGUCUGAUUUGAAUCCAGCGGUUGGUGACUUUCCGGGCAGCUCUUCUGAGAGGUUCAAGUCCCAGUAAGUAAGAUAAUAAUAAAUAAUAAUAAUAAAUUUAUUAUUAGCUUAAUAUUUCUGCUGACAAGCAGAAAACACAAGAAAAGAAGAAAGAAUUUGUUUGGGUUAUAGAAUUUGUACUAGAAUGCGAGGAUCUGAAGUAAUAAUCCUACCAGCUGGAAUUGCUGUGAUUUGCCUGAAAGGGAGGUAAGAAUGUUGCACUUGUUUGCUGCAUUAGUAGGUAGGUAGAUAGAUUGGGCAAUAGAUGGUUAAAAACUUGCAAGUUCUAAAUAUGCUGGCUUUUCGCGACAGUGUAGAAGAAGAUUUUUUGUUGUAUUUCGAUAAGUUGAUAACAAUAUCCCGUUUUUCCCGUUCA